This is a messenger RNA of Lodderomyces theae, 684 nucleotides long. RefSeq lists its product as uncharacterized. The coding region runs from base 1 to 684 and encodes 227 amino acids. Gene Ontology annotation, molecular function: nuclear import signal receptor activity. Lineage: Eukaryota; Fungi; Ascomycota; Pichiomycetes; Serinales; Debaryomycetaceae. Gene Ontology annotation, biological process: protein import into nucleus. Gene Ontology annotation, cellular component: nucleus; cytosol. The transcript has a single exon. The record is from RefSeq and is a predicted model, not a curated record.
AUGUCUAUAUUUGGAGCUAUAUGUCUGGGAAGACCAAUGGUUUUGGCAGAACAAGUUGACCAAACCAAGUUUGUCAUCAACGUACCCAACGCAUCCAACAUAUCCUACAUCACAAUCUUUAUUCUUCCCAACUCACCAUUUGUUGACGACAAUUUUACAGCUUUAGUCUACUUUCAAUUACCUCCAGACUCUGGUGCUACUGGCUCUGCAUCUACAGGAGGAACACCUGAAUUCAAAUUGCUUGGUGGCAUAAAUCCCCGCAAACCAUCCGCAAUCUACAAAAUCAGCAAUAUCCAUCCCACAUCCAAAAGACCAGAUGAUGGGAUGGAUUUGGAAAUGGGGAGCGGAGAACCAAUUGAUUUGACUGACUCAGUCAGCAUCAACAUUGGAAUCUCCAUAGAGCCAACUCCACAAGCUGAACAAAUCAUUCUACAAUCAAAGCAGAGCAGCAAUUCCAACAGCAAUGCCCUAGUGCCAACUUCAAGGGCACAACAUCCCACUACCAAUACACCUGAUAGCACAGCCAAACUAGCAAAUAAGAUCGUGGGACACGCCUACAAUUACUUGGCCAGUUUUAUUGAUCCACAGGGCAAAGUGCCGAUCAAAGCAUUUGAUACUUGGUGGGAUAAGUUCAAGGCCAAGUUGCAAAACAAUCCAAAUUUUUUAGACGAGCUUCUGGAAUAG